Symbiodinium sp. CCMP2592 is the source of this 335-nucleotide messenger RNA. The record is from the annotation of a GenBank genome assembly. Lineage: Eukaryota; Dinophyceae; Suessiales; Symbiodiniaceae.
GCCGAGAGCGAUGGAGUGGUCUACGUCACGGAUCGUGGCCUCCUGUGCCGGGCUUGGGCGCGCUAUGAGCUGCCGCAGCCGCAGCAAGGCCACAUCACCCUCAGCACGCUCAUGAGCCGCGAGGCCGAGCAGAGGGAGAGAAAGCGACACGCCGCGACGCCCACGCCGUGGCACAUCACGGCACACCGCGGCACUGUGGCUCCGCUGCUCCGCUCCGCGACUCUCCUGGCAGAUCUGAGCCUCGCAGCCUGGACCUCCACGACUCCAGGACUCCAGGACCUGUCUCACAUCGUUAAUGCCCCCGAUCCCGAUCGCUUCCAUCAACCGCAGAAAGG